AGAUUCAGUCAGGUGCGAAGCACCGAGCGAUACGGACGUGUUCGUCUCCAGUGAGUCAAGAUAAAACCGCAUUGAAUAAGAACCAUCCAAGAUCCGUUCGAAUCCAAGAUCACAACGCCAAGAAAGUGAGAUUUGUGAAGUGAACAGUACUGAGAAAAAUCCCAAAUCCAAAGACUGUUAAAGCAAAUACGCAAAUCAGCCCCAGUGAGAUUCCAAAAAGUAAAGAUCCAAAAUCAAAAUGAAUCACCUAUCUCCGCCGCCAUCGCCGCACUCCCAGCAGCCGAGUCCCGCGGGAUUGGGCUGCCAUGGAGCAGCUCUGGACAAGCAGUGGAUGCAGCGGGCUUCCGCCUUCAACACUGUGAUAGCCUCCGCAGCAGCACAGAAACUCAAUGGCCGAGAUCUGCCCUUUUUGUACAACCCGUUGCUCUACUCGAGUGCCCUGCUGUGGCCCCAAUUUCUGUUGUCCUCGGCCACGGCUCUGGGUACUCCACUGACCCCCAUGACCCCCAAAUCGCCCGCCUCUGUGGUCUUGGGUCAGCGGGAUCGUGACUUUGCCUUGACGCCCGAAAAGGAGCAUGAGCUCCAGUUGAACAAUAACAAUGAGAACAGCAAGCAGGACUAUCAGGAGCAGGAUGAGGAUAUGCCACUAAAUCUGAGCACCAAGGAGCGCAUCACAUCGGAUGAUUCCAACCGAGAUCAGUAUCACAGCAGCAGCAACAACAGCAGCAGGAGCAGCUCCAGCAGCGAAGUGGAGCCACUGCAUCCGAUGACCUCCCUGAACGUGACCCCGCCUCCACUGAGGGCUGUGAAUCUGAAGAGUUCGAGUACACCACAGCAACAGCGCCAGAGAUCGCAGGGUAACAUCAUUUGGUCACCGGCCUCGAUGUGCGAGAGAUCGACGAGAAGGGAGCAGUACGGCCUGAAGAUGGAGGAGCAGGGCGAUGAGGAGGAGCACCAGGUGGAUCCCAUUGUGCGAAAGUUCAAGUAUGAGCGCAGGACUGCAUCCAUAUCCUCGCUGCAAUCGCCGAUCUCCUCGCUGUCCGCUCCCGCCUCGAAUGCCGUCCAAGAUCUGGAGUUCGAGGUGGCCCAGCAGCAGUUGUAUGCCCAUCGCAGCGCAUUCAUGGCCGGAUUGACGGGCAACAACCUGGAGCUGCUCACCCAGCACUUGAAGCUGAAGAGCGAGCAGCCGCAGCAGCAGCAACAGCAUCGCAUUAAGGACGAGCAGCAGCAGGAUAACCGCUCGGCAGCGGCGCUCAUGAAUUUGGUGGCAGCCGCCGAAUUCGGCUACAUGCGUAAUCAACACCAACAGCCGCAGCAGCAGCAGCAACAGCAGUUGCAUCACCAGCAGCAGCCGCAGCAACAUCAGCAUCAGCAGCAACAUCCUGACUCGACGGCCACAGAUGUUGCGCGUCGUUCGUCCUCUUCGUCAUCCUACCAAGGCGAAAACGAGGAGAAGCGCAGCGGCAGGAAUUUCCAGUGCAAACAGUGUGGCAAGAGCUUCAAGCGUUCGUCCACCCUGUCCACACAUCUGCUCAUCCACAGCGAUACGCGGCCAUAUCCCUGCCAAUAUUGUGGCAAGCGGUUCCACCAAAAGUCGGACAUGAAGAAGCACACGUACAUACACACCGGCGAGAAGCCACACAAGUGCACCGUUUGCCUGAAGGCCUUCAGCCAGAGCUCCAACCUGAUCACGCACAUGAGGAAGCACACGGGCUACAAACCCUUCGGAUGCCACCUCUGCGAUCAGUCCUUCCAGCGCAAGGUGGAUCUGCGCCGUCAUCGGGAGAGCCGCCAUGAGGAGGCUCCGCCAGUGGAGGACCUGAAGCCCCUGAAGAUGGAGGUGAGCAGCAGCAGCUGCUGACCAAGGCUAGGCGGCAAUCUCUGAUCCAGGAGAUCCCAGUAUUAGCUAAGCAGGACGAGACACACACUCAAAACCAGAUGAUGAUGGUGAUGAUGAUGAUGAAGGUGGAGCAGAUCACAGUUGGCCCUAAGUCUAAGUCGUUGCUAUGAAGCCAAAGUUUGUUUUGUUUAGGCCUUCGCAAAGAUUUACGUAAUCGUAAGAAUUAUUGUUAAAACCUAUUAGCUAAGAUACUGCCUUAAGUCUGUACAUAGUUAUCCCAAACAAGACUCUUUUUAUAGCCGUUAAACACUAGCUUAAUGACUAAUCUUAUUUAUUGCAUUAGACGUUUUUGAUUUGAUUCAAACUUAACCCAAAAUUGGCAGCUAAACGUACCAAAGAACAACCUCAAACAAAUGAACUACCACUUGGCGACCACUUGUCUAAAUUUAGUUUCCUAAUUUAUUUAAGUUUAUUAAUGACAUCACCCACAUUUAUUUAUACGAUCUAUGCGAAUUUUUAGUUUAUUCUUAUUUUGUAAUAAACCCAAUGACUUAUUGUAAUUAUAUUUAUUAGGAGCGUAUAUGAUUUUUGGAAAAUAAAGUUGAAAGC
This is a messenger RNA of Drosophila mauritiana, 2449 nucleotides long. RefSeq names its product zinc finger protein sens. The coding region runs from base 239 to 1861 and encodes 540 amino acids. Gene Ontology annotation, cellular component: nucleus. The record is from RefSeq and is a predicted model, not a curated record. The transcript has 4 exons. NCBI's taxonomy places the organism in Eukaryota, Metazoa, Arthropoda, Insecta, Diptera, Drosophilidae.